This is a messenger RNA of Helianthus annuus (common sunflower), 2557 nucleotides long. Its product is annotated as ankyrin-2. The transcript is spliced from 2 exons. NCBI's taxonomy places the organism in Eukaryota, Viridiplantae, Streptophyta, Magnoliopsida, Asterales, Asteraceae. Bases 411 to 2408 code for a protein of 665 amino acids. The record is from RefSeq and is a predicted model, not a curated record. Gene Ontology annotation, molecular function: protein binding.
GCGAAUGCAAUGUCUCGUCUUCCCAUCUUUCGAUCCUCUCCACUCUCUUUAUUCAAUUCACCUUUUUCUCUUUCAGGCAUUUCGUCAAACACCUCCUCUCUGCAUCUCUUCUGCCAUUAUUCCCUUUUACAGUUUUCACCAUCGAAUCUUCCCUUCCCCCCACACUCUUCCCGCCAUAUUCAUAUCCCUACACAACCCACUUCCCUCUCAUCUUACUGCAUCAUAAGUUGCUACAAUUUUCUCUUUGUUGUUGCUUUUAUCUGAAUCAUGAUUUACUAAAUCCUCUUUUUGUUUGAUUGUUUGGGUAAUGGGGUUACCUUUUUAAAAGAGAAAUCUUCAGUUCAAAGGUAAUCUUGAACUUCAAUUAGGGUGAAAUUGAUAACCAUUUAGUGGGUGUGUGUUAUAGAUCAAUGCCAACGUAUUUUCCCCUCAGAUGGGAGAGCACAGGGGACCAAUGGUGGUUCGCCUCUCCGAUCGACUGGGCAGCGGCCAACGGGCACUACGAUUUGGUCCGGGAGCUUCUUCGCAUGGACGGCAACCAUUUAAUCAAACUGACAUCUCUUCGGCGUAUACGCCGCCUCGAGGUUGUCUGGGAUGAUGAAGAACAGUUUGAAUGCGUCGCCAAAAACCGAUCUUUUGUAGCCCGGAGGCUGCUACACGAGGGCGAAUGCAGAAGAGGGAAAAGCUCGUUAAUCGGAUCUGGGUAUGGAGGGUGGCUUUUGUACACUGCUGCUUCUGCUGGUGACUUGCAUUUUGUUCAAGAAUUGCUGCAGAAAGACCCGCUUUUGGUUUUCGGAGAAGGGGAGUAUGGUGUGACUGAUAUACUUUACGCUGCUGCUAGGAGCAAGAACUGUGAGGUUUUUUGGGUUAUUUACGAUUUCGCUAUGUCACCGCGGUUUAUGUCUGGUAAUGGCAGAGAGUCAGAGGAACAUAUUGGGGAGAUUCCGUUCGGUUACAAGCAGGAAAUGAAGAACAGAGCGGUUCACGCAUUGGCACGAGGUGGUAAUUUGAAGAUAUUAAAAGAGCUUCUUAGUGAUUGCUCUGUCGAAGAUGUUUUAGCUUAUCGAGAUGUUCAGUGUUCGACGAUCUUACACACAGCAGCUGCGCGCGGACAGGUUGAGGUGGUUAAAGAUCUUAUUUCGUUGUUCGGAAUGAUAAACUCGACGGACAAACAAGGCAACACGGCUUUACAUAUAGCGGCUUACAGAGGGCAGUUAUCGACGGUUGAAGUUUUGAUUCAAGCGUGUCCGGAGUCUAUCCAUUCAAGAAACAAUGCGGGAGAGACGUUUUUGCAUAAGGCGGUAACGGGUUUUCAAGCGCCUACUUUUCGGAGACUUGACCGCCAGAUUGUUCUCAUGAAACAGUUAGUCUGCUCGAAAUCGUUUAAAAUCGAAGAAACGAUUAAUGCUACAGAUAAUGAAGGAAGAACCCCUCUUCAUUUAGCCAUUAGUGGGAACUUACACAGCGACUUGGUGGAACUGCUCAUGAUUGCGGGUUCACUCGAUGUGAAUAUCCGUGAUAACAACGGUAUGGCUCCGCUUGAUCUUCUUAAGCAACGGCCAGGAUCGGCUUCGUCGGAGCUACUCACUAGACAACUAAUCUCAGCGGGGGCAACUCUCAGUAGCCAAGAUUACACAGCAAGAAAGCUUUUUGCUUCUAGGUUGAGAAUGGGCGGCAAUGGUGGCGGCGGCGGUGGCGGUACUAGUCCCGGAACUUCCUUCAAACUGUCGGAUUCAGAAGUGUUUUUGUAUACCGGGAUGGAUAGUGCUACCUCUACUGCUUAUGGUACACCGACUUUUAGUAUGCAUUCUCCAGGGCUGAGUCAACUCGACUCGAGUUCAAACUCAAACUCGAAUGUAGAACCCAAGACUGUUAAAAAGAAUAAGCAGAAGGGCAUACAACGGUUUCUUCGGUGGAUUAGAGCGAUAAAGAAAGGAAAACAAGGUUCGGUUUCUACACAAAACUUUAAAGAAAUCCCCGUUCCAUUGAGACAGCAAUACUCGAACGCAUCAUCACUUCCAAACAACAAAAGAACACUUGCUGCAAGGAGUAAUCUUCCCAGUCCAACUGUCAAAAAGAAACUUGCUUCUGGAUUGGUUAAUGGUGUUAUGCAGGCAAUGCCACAUUUAACCCGAGGGUCACGGUCUCACUCAUUUUCGAAGUCGUCGUUAUCUUCAGAUAAUUCGUUGGAUAAUAAACAAAAGGGUAUCGACGUUGUGGGUUCAUCGAACUCAAAUCAUAUGUUUGAUGACGGAGUUGAUGAAGAACAAGGGGUGGUGAAUAGCAGGCCAUCGGUGAACCAGUGGCUGUGUUUUGGUGGCCCCGGGAUACCUACUGAAGGUUCGGGUGGUGAUCAACAGCGGCAUGAGAUCUUUGAUCGUUCGACAGCUGAAAUGAUUGGUAUUUGAUUUGGUUAAUCUUGUAGUUGGUGGUCUGUCGAACCUCUACUUGUUUGUCUAAAUAUGUGAUGUUAGUUGUGAAAUUGUCUUUGAAUAUUGACUUGUUAACAAACAAACAAGUGUUUGGUAAAAUUAUAAGCAGCAUCUUUUUGACAGCA